Messenger RNA from Chlorocebus sabaeus (green monkey), 3001 nucleotides. RefSeq names its product estrogen receptor binding site associated antigen 9 (gene EBAG9). Gene Ontology annotation, cellular component: secretory granule. The record is from RefSeq and is a predicted model, not a curated record. Lineage: Eukaryota; Metazoa; Chordata; Mammalia; Primates; Cercopithecidae.
CCCAGCCCUAGCCUCUGGGGCAUCGUCUGGCCUUCGCCGUGGGCCCUCCGCCUCUUCGCGCACUUCCUGCCCUCCCACCUUCCUUUUCGCCCUUCCACCCGACCUCCCCCGAAGCCUGACCGCUGCUUCUGGGGUACUGUUUCCGGGUCAGGGUGACCUCUGGGGUGAAGAAACUGCGACUGGGAGCGGGACCCGGGCGUGCAGCAUUCGCCAUGCUCGGCUCACGCGUGGGAGACUGGCCUGCGGGGUACCGGCCCGGAAAGCACCCAGCCUCCAAAGCCGCCUUCCUCAGGAAAAUUUCCGUGACCGUGACCUUACAGCCCUCCGUCUACAGGCCUUGUACCUCUCCAGGCCGAUUUUUCCACAAUUUAAAUCCCAGUUCACCUGGUAUCCAGCUGCAGCAACUUAGAGCGUUUCACGUCACGCCGGGCGCCAGGCGUCGGCUUGUAUAACCUGAAAACGCUCCUGUUUUUUCUCAUCUGUGCAGUGGAGAAGUUGUCCGUUUCAUCUCAGUUGUCAAGUAAAUACAGGAACAAAGGUUUUGAGUCCCACCAUGGCCAUCACCCAGUUUCGGUUAUUUAAAUUUUGUACCUGCCUAGCAACAGUAUUCUCAUUCCUAAAGAGAUUAAUAUGCAGAUCUGGCAGAGGACGGAAAUUAAGUGGAGACCAAAUAACUUUGCCAACUACAGUUGAUUAUUCAUCAGUUCCUAAGCAGACAGAUGUUGAAGAGUGGACUUCCUGGGAUGAAGAUGCACCCACCAGUGUAAAGAUCGAAGGAGGGAAUGGGAGUGUGGCAACACAACAAAAUUCUUUGGAACAACUGGAACCUGACUAUUUUAAGGACAUGACACCAACUAUUAGGAAAACUCAGAAAAUUGUUAUUAAGAAGAGAGAACCAUUGAAUUUUGUCAUCCCAGAUGGGAGCACAGGUUUUUCUAGUAGAUUAGCAGCUACGCAAGAUCUGCCUUUUAUUCAUCAGUCUUCUGAAUUAGGUGACUUAGAUACCUGGCAAGAAAAUACCAAUGCAUGGGAAGAAGAAGAAGAUGCAGCCUGGCAAGCAGAAGAAGUUCUAAGACAGCAGAAACUAGCAGACAGAGAAAAGAGAGCAGCCGAACAACAAAGGAAGAAAAUGGAAAAGGAAGCACAACGGCUAAUGAAGAAGGAACAAAAUAAAAUUGGUGUGAAGCUUUCAUAACACAUGUUCUUUACAUUUUAUCAUGCCAGUAGGAGAAAUCUCAGCUCCACAACUCUAGCAACAUUUGUAUGGAUUUAAGAGUAUUUUAAGAAUACACACUGCUUGAUUUUAAUACAUUGAUCAAGCCAUCCAGGACACCAGGAUUCUCCCAAAGUACCUUGAACUCUUAGUGAUUGAGACUCAAAAAAGACUUGAGACAAUGUUUUCUUCAAUGUGCUCCAAAUAUAAGAUAUUUGUUUGCUGUACAGAAAGUAUCACAAAUGGAAUAUAUCAGUACCUCUCAAGCUAGUGUUUCUAGCUAAAUAAAUGGGUGUAUAUAAUUUUAUGGUGGAAAAGGUCUGUCAUGAUUUCCUUCAAUGUGCAUAAUGAUAAAAUAAAUAAUUUUAAUAUUCUUUUGUUUCCAUGGUUACCUGACCUAAAUUAGAUAAAUUGUAGGGCUUUAGCUUUCUUAUUUUUGUCAAAAGUUGGUGUUGACAUACAUUCUCUCUAAUUUGAAACGGUAUUGUUUACGUUUGAUACAACAUUAAGGAAUUUGAUGAUUUUCAUUUCAUGAAAAUGACAUUAAAUGCAAUAACUUUAUUUAUCAUAAACAUUUUGUACAUCAUUGUUUUCUUUUGGAUUGGUGUUUUAAUGUCAUACAUGUAAUUUAUACUGCAUGUAUAAACAUUGAAAAUCAACUAAAAUGACAUUUGUUUUACAUUAUAACUUGUGAGUUUUAAGAACUAGUAUUAGUAGUUUUUUCCUUUCACUAUAGAUUUUAAGAUGUUGUGGUAUCUUUGAGUGCCUUAGUUCUUCCUCUAUCCCAAAAGCCAUUAAUUUACAAAUGCAUAAAGCCAUCAGGUCAAAUAUUUCAAAACUUGUAGAUGAUUUCUGUAUUAGCUUUAGAUGUCCGAUAUUAUGUAGGUUACCUGUGUUAUUGGCUAGGAUAACAUUAUUGAUUCAUUAAAUCAUAAAGGUAGGAAUAAUAAUCUUUUAUUUAUGCUGUUGAUUGGCUCCAAAAUAGUCUUAAGGAAAUAGUUAAAUACUGUGUUUAUAGGGGAAAAGUAGACUUGAUAGUUUAAAAUCCCAUUAACCUUUUCAUCACAACUGAAAUGUAUCCAGCUCGAUUUUCCUAUCAUUUUAGAAUUUUUGAAGUUUUUUACUAAGUUACUGCCUAGAAUCAACACUCUGUGAGAUUUUAAAAUGUCAUAGAUACUCUACAGGCCAAACCUUGCUAAUUUAUUUUACUUAAAGCGAUAUUUUAUAGAAAAAUCAUACGUUAUACAAUGAGAACCCUUUAAGCCCUUAGCCUAAGAUUCCAGACUAAAUGUGAUUAUAGAAUAAGAUGAAAUUUAACUUUGAUACAGAGUUUGUUAUAGCCCCAAAUUAUAUUUCCAGUUAUAUUCAUUAGAAUUUCUGCUAAUAAACUCCCAACUUAAAUAGAAUUGGGCUCAAAGUUUUAAUAAUGUAUUCUCUUCCUUCUUUGUAUUUAUAUUUAGUUAUGGGAAUACAACAUGGCUUGUCUAAAUUUGGAGUUCAUAAAGGAUAACUUCCUUUAGCUCAAUUACUUGUAUUGCUUUUCCCCAGUAGCUGGAAAGUAUUUAAGUUUGCUUUGGUCAUGAUUUUCAUAUGUUUGAGGUUUUUGUUGUUGUUGCUUUUUGGCUUUUUGGUUUUUGGUUAUUUAAAAAUAAAGAUGUUAGAAAUUAUAGUUAGUAUGAUUAAUUAGGAAGAAAUAGAUUUUACUUGUUGAAAGAAUAGAUAACAAUUCUGGAAUUUAUUUUAUCUCUAUUGAUAUGUAAACUAAAUUCCUGUAUUAACUUGGGUAUA